Messenger RNA from Aspergillus calidoustus, 285 nucleotides. The record is from the annotation of a GenBank genome assembly. NCBI's taxonomy places the organism in Eukaryota, Fungi, Ascomycota, Eurotiomycetes, Eurotiales, Aspergillaceae.
AUGAAGCUAAACAUCCUGUCCUACCGCCACGCGGCCAUCGCGAUCUCGCGCGUGCACCUGAAGUGCGGCGGCUUCAAGCGGGACUAUAGCAGCACGGACGACGCCGCCUUCAACGAGCAGGCUAGCCACGGGAGCUGGAUCGCGGGCACCGUCCGCGAGUGGCAUGGGUUCCUGGGCUUUGAGACGUACCUAGGGCCCCGCAAGCGGGCGUGGCAGCAGGACCAGGACCAGGACAUUGGGCUAGCUAAGCGGCCGUGUAUUACCAUAGAUAUAGACCAGGAUUAG